AAAAGCUGCAGUUAAGGAGGGUCGGAUUUAACCGUCACAGGGAAGUGCGCUCAAACGGAAUCGCGGAGUGGGCUGAGAUAGUGAAUUCCUAAGAAGAAAAUAAUGGAUUUCAUAUUAGUUGUUCUCUAAGUGUUUGGUCUCAGCAUUGUGCAGGUUUUUUGCAAAGGCCAAAAGAAGAUGGCAACUCCUUAUGUCCCAGUUCCUAUGCCCAUAGGGAACUCUGCUUCCAGUUUUGCAACCAACAGAAACCAAAGAAGUUCUUCUUUUGGGAGUACCUCAACAAGCUCAAACUCUUCCAAAGGCCAGUUAGAGGACUCAAAUAUGGGUAAUUUUAAACAGACAAGUGUACCCGAUCAAAUGGAUAGUACUUCAUCUGUCUGUAGCAGUCCCCUUAUUAGGACUAAGUUUACAGGUGCAGAUUCUUCCAUUGAGUAUUCUGCUAGACCAAGAGAAAGUGAAGAACAAAAUCCUGAAACAGUAUAUUUGGAAGAUAGACCUUCUACACCUACUAUACUGGGUUAUGAAGUGAUGGAAGAAAGAGCUAAAUUUACUGUAUAUAAAAUACUAGUAAAGAAAACCCCAGAAGAAAGUUGGGUAGUUUUCAGAAGAUACACUGACUUCUCUAGACUUAAUGAUAAAUUAAAAGAGAUGUUUCCAGGCUUUCGAUUAGCACUUCCACCAAAACGCUGGUUCAAAGAUAAUUACAAUGCUGACUUUUUAGAAGAUAGGCAACUAGGAUUACAAGCAUUUCUUCAAAAUUUAGUGGCUCACAAAGACAUUGCUAACUGCCUUGCAGUGAGAGAAUUUCUUUGUCUGGAUGAUCCACCAGGCCCAUUUGAUAGCCUAGAAGAAAGCAGGGCUUUCUGUGAAACUUUAGAAGAGACAAACUACCGUUUUCAAAAAGAACUACUUGAAAAACAGAAAGAGGUGGACUCACUGAAGAAACUGCUAAAUGAAAAGCAACUUCAUAUAGAAACUCUAGAAAGCAGAAUCAGAACAUUGUCUUUAGAACCUGAAGAAUCACUGCACGUGUCAGAAACAGAAGGUGGACACAUCCCAAAGGUGGAGUCCUCCACACUUGAGGUUGAUCAAGAUGUUUUGCAUGAAGAAUCUAGAACUGAUGAUAAGCCAUGCUUAAGUUUUAGUGAAACUGAAAAUUCUGUAUCGGACAUAGAAGUUGCAGAAGUGGCAUACAAUGCAGAAGACUAAUACAUGACAAGCAGUUCCUUCCAUGUAUAUGUUUAAGCAAAUUUAGAAUAGAGUGGCAAAUAUUUAAAAAGAAAAAAGACUGAAGCAUUUACAGAAAACAGAAAGAUUGCACAUGUAUUAAAGUUUACAUAAAGAAAAGUUUUUUUAAGUUAUUGGGAUAGAAAUGUAUUCACUGCUGCUUUAAAUUGUCUUUUAUCCAACCUUUGUAUUUAAUACACUAAAAAAAAAAAUCUAGAGUUGUUAUCAAGACUCAAUUCUUAAAUAAUGUGCAUAAGUUAUUUUGGUGUUUUGCCGUAUAUUGCUCCAAACGAAUAUGUGUGUGAGCCCUCUUGUGUGUGGUGUGCGUGUUUGUGUUUGUGUUUAAAAUGCCAAUUUUAUCAGUUAAAUGGACAUUAAAUGCAUGUUACUAUCUGGUUGAUAUAUACUUCUUUGUAUCAAUGUAUUUUCAUUAGUGGUUUAAAUCAGUGGUAAAGAUGAAUUAAGUUUUAAAUAUUGACACGUUUACCAUUUGUAAAUAAAAAUUGCCUGUUUGCAAUGUUAUUGCUAUUUAAAAAAAAGAAAACUUUCUAAUACCAAAGGAAAACUAUUACAGAGAGCUAUAGUAACAUAUAAUAAUGUAGCUAAAGUGAUAAAAUAGCCUUGUUUUUAAAAGCUGAUUCAUUAUCAGAGUGCUAUAGUGUCUAGUUUAUUAUAAUAUGUUGUACUUGUUUAUUUUCCACAUAUCUUUAUCUCAAAUCUCUACUUGUAGAAUCAGUGAGUUGUCCUCUUUUGGAAUACUACCUCUUUUUGCUAAUCAAGGUAUACUCUUUUGAAAAUAAAGAUUCUAAGCAAAUAGGGAGUUAUA
Messenger RNA from Odobenus rosmarus divergens (Pacific walrus), 2053 nucleotides. RefSeq names its product sorting nexin 16 (gene SNX16). Gene Ontology annotation, biological process: protein targeting to lysosome; endosome to lysosome transport; early endosome to late endosome transport. Lineage: Eukaryota; Metazoa; Chordata; Mammalia; Carnivora; Odobenidae. The record is from RefSeq and is a predicted model, not a curated record. Gene Ontology annotation, cellular component: extrinsic component of endosome membrane; late endosome; early endosome. The coding region runs from base 178 to 1209 and encodes 343 amino acids. Gene Ontology annotation, molecular function: phosphatidylinositol binding. The transcript is spliced from 8 exons.